Molecule: messenger RNA, 2602 nt
Organism: Gymnogyps californianus (California condor)
Lineage: Eukaryota; Metazoa; Chordata; Aves; Accipitriformes; Cathartidae
Gene: NEK8
Product: NIMA related kinase 8
Exons: 15
Coding region: 1-2097 (698 amino acids)
Biological process (GO): protein phosphorylation
Molecular function (GO): protein kinase activity; ATP binding
Source: RefSeq, a predicted model, not a curated record
AUGGAGAAAUACGAGCGGAUCCGGGUGGUGGGGAGAGGGGCCUUCGGCAUCGUGCACCUGUGCCUGCGCAAGGCCGACCAGAAGCUGGUGAUCCUGAAGCAGAUCCCGGUGGAGCAGAUGAGCAAGGACGAGCGGCUGGCGGCGCAGAACGAGUGCCAGGUCCUCAAGCUGCUCAGCCACCCCAACGUCAUCGAGUACUACGAGAACUUCCUGGAGGACAAGGCGCUCAUGAUCGCCAUGGAGUACGCCCCAGGGGGCACGCUAGCAGAGUUUAUUCAUAAGCGCUGUAACUCCUUGCUGGAUGAGGAUACCAUCCUGCACUUCUUCGUGCAGAUCCUCCUGGCUCUCCACCACGUUCACACCAAGCAGAUCCUGCACCGCGACCUGAAGACUCAGAACAUCCUCUUGGACAAACAUCGCAUGAUUGUCAAGAUCGGAGACUUUGGCAUCUCCAAAAUCUUGAGCAGCAAGAGUAAAGCCUACACGGUUGUGGGAACUCCGUGCUACAUCUCCCCAGAGCUCUGUGAAGGGAAGCCUUACAACCAGAAGAGUGAUAUCUGGGCUUUGGGCUGUGUGCUGUAUGAACUCGCCAGCCUCAAGAGGGCUUUUGAAGCUGCGAAUCUUCCUGCCUUAGUAUUGAAGAUCAUGAGCGGGACGUUUGCCCCAAUAUCGGAUAGAUACAGCCCCGACCUGCGCCAGCUUAUCCUCAGCAUGCUGAACCUGGAUCCUUCCAAGCGGCCCCAGCUGAAUGAGAUCAUGGCCCAGGCCAUCUGCAUUCGGCCCCUUCUGAACCUCUACACUGAUGUGGGCAGUGUCAAAAUGAGAAGGCCUGAAAAACCCUUGGCUCCGGUGCCGACAGUGACCCACAGCCGGACGGGGGGACGAGUGAGCAGUGCCAGGCCGAGGGGUGUUCGAGGCGGUUCAGCCAGGACAGGAAUCCCUCCUCUGCUGUCGUCCAUCUAUACCUGGGGGAGCGGGAUCACCACCCCCCUCCGCCUGCCCAUGCUUAACACCGAAGUGGUGCAGGUGUCUGCCGGCAGGACGCAGAAGGCCGGGGUCACCAAAUCGGGGCGGCUCAUCCUGUGGGAGGCUCCCCCGAUGGGUGCUGCGGGAGGCCCUUCUCUCCCAGGAGCCACUGAGCAGCUCCAGCCUCAAUUUGUGUCCCGCUUUCUGGAGGGCCAGUCUGGCGUGACCAUCAAACACGUGUCCUGCGGUGAUCUCUUCACAGCCUGCCUCACAGACAGGGGGAUAAUCAUGACUUUCGGCAGCGGCAGCAAUGGCUGUUUGGGGCACGGAAACUUCACGGACGUAAGCCAGCCCAAGAUCGUGGAGGCCCUGCUGGGCUACGAGAUGGUGCAGGUGGCCUGUGGCGCGUCUCACGUCCUGGCGGUUUCCAACGAACGGGAAGUGUUUGCCUGGGGCAGGGGGGAUAAUGGUCGGCUUGGGCUGGGUACCCUGGAGUGCCACAACUCCCCUCAGCAGGUCACGGUCCCACCAGAGCACGAGGCUCAGAGGGUCAUCUGCGGCAUCGAUUCCUCCAUGGUCCUCACAGUGAAGAACCAGAUUCUUGCUUGUGGGAGCAACAGGUGUAACAAGCUGGGCUUAGAUCGGAUCAGCUCAGCAGAGGAGCCUUCCCCAGAGUACCAGGUGGAAGAGGCCACCGUGUUCAUGUGUGCCCAGUCGGCCCCCUUGAACCGAGAGCCGAUUGUGUGUGCUGACAUCGGUACAGCGCACUCGGCUGCAGUCACAGCUUCCGGCCAGUGUUACGCCUUUGGGAGCAACCAGCACGGGCAACUGGGCACCAACUCCUGUCGUAACAGCCGCGUACCCCACCUGGUUGUGGGGCUCCAGGCAAUGAAGGUCACCGUGGUGGCUUGUGGGGAUGCCUUCACUGUGGCCAUUGGAGCAGACGGCGAGGUGUGCACGUGGGGGAAAGGAGCCAGGGGACGCCUGGGCAGGAAGGACGAGGAAACGGGAGCGCCGAGGCCAGUGCAGCUGGAGGAGACGCAUCCAUACCUGGUGACCUCCGUAGCCUGCUGCCACGGGAACACGCUGCUGGCAGUAAAGCCUGCCGUGGAAGAGUCGCCUUCCCAGUGAGUUUGAGUUGAGAGGGGCCGCAUCCAGCCUCAUCGUAUAGAUGCUGGGGCUCCUCCCAGCCGCCAGCAUGCCUGUCCUCUCGCUGCUGCCCGCUACGGCCUGGCUCCGACCUGCGUCCCCAGGCUUGGGAGCUCCUCAGCUGCGCUCCGAAGGCAGCGAUCUGGAAACAGGGAGCUCCUAACGAUGGUUCCCACGGAACUAGAGCUGGGCUCACUUAUUGAAUCAACGAGGAUCGCUGUGAACCUCCAGUGCCUGAGAGCUGCUGCCCUGGACGUGCCGUGGGGUGGACGUCCCCAGAGCUCCGGUGCUGCCUUCAAGGGGGUUGCGCUGGGGCUCUGCCCUUCCCCGCUGGAAGUGCCUGUGUAGAAGGGUGAGGAGCACAGAGGUGAUUUUCCCCCCCCCGUGGAAACUGUCUCCGGUUACAAAGCCCGGGCUGACAGCUUGGUGUCUGAGCGAGCUGUCAGCCUUUGCACAGCAGUGUCUGGAGUUAGGGCCCCAGGCGCUA